AUGGGCCCAAAGGAACCCCAAUUUACGCACUUCAAAAUUGCAAUUCAAUUUUCAAUUCCUACUUUAGAAUGUCGCACGCUUUUCCCUAAAUUUAAUUCGGUUACUCCUCAUCUUAGCAACGAAAAUGAGCCUAUGGCCAAAAGCGAAUUUCGUCUCAACCCCUCGCUAACCCAACCCUCAACACUUGCCCAAAGGAUUGAGAGAUCCAUUAGGGACCAAAAUUUGGCCGCACCCUCUUCACCCCAAAGCCCACCGCGGAAAAACAGGGACCUCAUUAAAAAUGUGCCGUUAAAAAUCGAGGAAAAGCUGGAAUCGCUUCAUCCGGCCUCAUAUUUCCUCACAGAAACGGCAUCUCCAUUCUUCAAAGCCUUCGGAGAGCCAGUCAUAGACAUUUACUAUGAAAUUGUGUCAGAGCUCGGCAAGGGCACGUUUGGAAAAGUCUAUCUGGUCAAACAUAGAAAUUCUGGAGAAUAUUCAAGCAUUGUUCAUCGCGAUUUGAAGCCCGAAAACCUGCUGAUGAAGGAUGCUGAUUGCAGGACGGUCAAGUUGAUUGAUUUUGGCUUUGGAAAUACAUGGAAUGAGCAUGGAUUUCUCAAUACCUUUUGCGGGUCUCCUUUCUACGCUGCCCCCGAAAUGACUCAAGGCAUUGAAUAUGUGGGGCCCGAGGUCGAUGUAUGGUCUUUGGGCGUCAUUCUUUAUAUGAUGAUUACUGGAGGAUUGCCCUUUCAAGGUGCCACCAUUACGGAUUUGUAUGCGUCCAUUGCCAAAGGAAGCUAUGGGACACCUUUUUACUUGUCAUCCGAUGCAAUUUCGCUGCUCUCUCGCAUGCUAGACAUUCACCCUCGGCGAAGAGCCACCCUGGAGGAAAUCAAAAACCAUCCUUGGACGAUUCUGGGCUACAAAUACGGCCCAGUCUCUGGUGUCCCCUACCGCCCAAACAUACUCGACGUUUUGGAUGAAGAAACUCUACAAGAGCUAAUUUCACUGGGCUAUUCAAAAUACGAAUACUACCAUGAAUUCAAAAACAAUCAAAGAUCGCCCAUCAAAAAUUUAUAUCAUCUCCACUAUGAAUGGCUCCAUCGAAAAAGAAUGGAAGGCAAAAAGACCUUUGAAAAUUUCCUGCUACACGACAAAAGUGAACAGGGCGCAGAGGAUAAAACGGAUUCGUCCUCUUGUGUAAUUUUUGAUCGCAUAGAGGAUGUAAAUAGCUCGCAGUCUCCGUGUAAGCCCAAACACACAUCGUUUUGGGCAAAGAUUCUUGGAAAGAACAAGAGUUACGCAAAAAAAUGUGUCUCUUGCAUCAAAUCUCCGUGCAAUUGCAAUCGUGUCGAAGAAACCCGCAAAGCAUUGAAACUCAAUAAUUCCAAAGUAGCCCCGCUAAAAUGA
Mitosporidium daphniae is the source of this 1386-nucleotide messenger RNA. Its product is annotated as MARK2 serine/threonine-protein kinase. NCBI's taxonomy places the organism in Eukaryota, Fungi, Microsporidia. Gene Ontology annotation, molecular function: ATP binding; protein serine/threonine kinase activity. Gene Ontology annotation, biological process: intracellular signal transduction; protein phosphorylation. The coding region runs from base 1 to 1386 and encodes 461 amino acids. The transcript is spliced from 3 exons. The record is from RefSeq and is a predicted model, not a curated record. Gene Ontology annotation, cellular component: cytoplasm.